UCCUGAGCAUCAAACGGAGCUGGAUCGUCGGAGAAGCAGCAUGAUUGACGAACACAAAAUGAAGAAACACUCGGAGAAUAAGCAGCGUUCGAGCAGCAGACCGCGCAAGUCCCACGAUCCUUUGAGGAAAAAGAAAAAGGCUCUAAAGAAGCUGCGCAUGAUGGCACCCAAAAUAAAUUUCUCCUACCAGCUGUUCCUCUACCGCCAGGAACUCAAGCGGGCCAGUGCGGACUUCUCCUACUUGCGUCUGUCCAGAGCCAAGAUAAUGCUGACCAAGGAGCUGAUAGCCAAGAAAAUCGGCAGCUGCGAUCAGAUGAGCAGCGUGGACGAUCUGAAGAUGCUCAGCCGGGAGGUGCAGUUCAAGAAGCGUCUCACCAGUCAGGUGGAGCGCCUGGAGGAGUUCAAGAACCUGGGCCUCACCGAGAUGAUACUCGAUGGCAAGAGGACAACCCUAUAGCUGUGGCAGGAGCAAUGGAAACGGCAAAAGCGUUAGGCUAGAGGCUAGGACUGGGCAUUUACUUUAAGCUAGUUGUAAUCUGUUGGGCUGUAAUAUUUUAUCAAAUAAAAUAUCGCAACGAAUAAUUUAA
This is a messenger RNA of Drosophila miranda, 587 nucleotides long. RefSeq lists its product as uncharacterized. The transcript has a single exon. The record is from RefSeq and is a predicted model, not a curated record. NCBI's taxonomy places the organism in Eukaryota, Metazoa, Arthropoda, Insecta, Diptera, Drosophilidae. Bases 41 to 457 code for a protein of 138 amino acids.